AUGGAGGAUAAUUACAAGUCUGUGAUUCAACCCCAGAGAAGAUUGAACCAGAAUAUGAAGGAAGUUAUUAAGGUAGAGGUGGUAAACCUGUUGGACGCAAGAAUUAUAUACCCCAUCUCCGAUAGUGCUUGGGUGAGCCUAACUCAGGUAGUCCUGAAGAAAGGAGGAAUGACAGUGGUAAGAAAUGAAAGGAAUGAAUUAAUUCCCACCAGGACGGUUACAGGUUGGCUUCUCUGCAUUGAUUACAGAAGGUUGAAUGAUGCAACUCAAAAGAAUCAUUUUUCGUUGCUGUUUAUUGAUCAGAUGUUGGAGCGACUUGCUGGGCAUCAGUUUUAUUGCUUCCUUGAUUGUAUGUCAGGAUAUUUUUAG
This is a messenger RNA of Dioscorea cayenensis subsp. rotundata (Guinea yam), 369 nucleotides long. RefSeq lists its product as uncharacterized. Lineage: Eukaryota; Viridiplantae; Streptophyta; Magnoliopsida; Dioscoreales; Dioscoreaceae. The transcript has a single exon. The record is from RefSeq and is a predicted model, not a curated record. The coding region runs from base 1 to 369 and encodes 122 amino acids.